Syngnathus acus (greater pipefish) is the source of this 1197-nucleotide messenger RNA. It is a transcript of the gene ribc2, whose product is annotated as RIB43A domain with coiled-coils 2. Lineage: Eukaryota; Metazoa; Chordata; Actinopteri; Syngnathiformes; Syngnathidae. The coding region runs from base 95 to 1123 and encodes 342 amino acids. The transcript has 7 exons. The record is from RefSeq and is a predicted model, not a curated record.
CCUUAGCAACCCGUGUGUUUGGUACAACGCCCACUGGACAAAAGGGCUCCUAACCUUUCCACGGUGAACAUCUUCGACUCGCCAGUGUCUGACGAUGAUGAUGAGCAACACUCAAUUGUUAUUGGAAGGCCUGUCAAAUGUCAAAGUGCAGAGACGUCGAGACAUUGAGGCUCGAAGAAGAGCGAGGUUGUUUGACGACAAGUUGAGGUGCAUCGGAGUUGAUAAGGAAUUUCUUGACAAGCAAGUGGCUGAGAAGAUUGCAAGGAAAAAGGCAGAAAAAGAAGAACAAGAUGCCUAUGAUGCUGCUAUGAUGGAAGAUAUAAAUCAAGCUUCCUUGCUCCAUACUCAACAACUAAAGGUCAAACAUGACACGGAGAAGGCCAUAGCGGACUUGUGUUGUCAGUACCAGCAGCCUCAGGAUGGGCAGGAGUUGGGCUCGGAAGCACAGAUGAUGAUGUUGCCUGGUCUGCUUGGGGAGGAUCCAGACAGCAGGCCACGAACGCAGAGGCAGAGGGAGCAGCUCCAAAGGUGGCUCAUCCAGCAGCAGGAAGAGAAGAGCGCAGAAAAACACAGACAGAAGAUGGAGAAACUGCAGGACGACCGAAGCAGAGUAGAAAUGGACAAUGAAGCUCUGCAGCUCCAGAACAGAGAGCUGGAGAGGAGAAAAGCAGUCGCGGCUGCAACUAAAGAGUGGAAUAUGAACACAAUGACAAAGGCAGAAGAAAGGCGUCGUCAAGAGCGUAAGCAGGAGGACAUCCAGCAGCACGGUCUGCACACGGGAAUGAUGGGAGCACCCGGCCUUCAUCUUAACAGCGACAGGAAGCCGCCUCCCGAGAGCGUGAUGCAGAUCUCUCAAAUCCACAAGCAUCAAAUUGAAGAGAAAUCGAGGGCAGAAUUAGCAAAGAAAAGAGAAGAGAUGCAACACGAUGGCAUCCGUCUGAAUUCGGCUCAUACGGCCGUGCUCCUGGAGAGGCAGCAGGCUCGAUAUCGAAAGCAGCUAAGACGACACGUGGACGGCACCAACAAACAGCUGGCUGCAUCACAGGAGCACAGGAAAGAGGACCUUGGGAGGGGACACAUUGAUGAGCGAUUCUUCUCCCAAUUCAACACCAGCAGCCGCUGAUGAUCUAAAGCGGAGUUAUUGUGUGUCUCAAAAUAAGACUUCAAAUGAGGAAAUAAAAUAUAAUGCCUUUUAAA